This is a messenger RNA of Salvia miltiorrhiza (redroot sage), 1417 nucleotides long. RefSeq names its product cold-responsive protein kinase 1-like. Gene Ontology annotation, molecular function: protein kinase activity; ATP binding. NCBI's taxonomy places the organism in Eukaryota, Viridiplantae, Streptophyta, Magnoliopsida, Lamiales, Lamiaceae. Gene Ontology annotation, biological process: protein phosphorylation. The record is from RefSeq and is a predicted model, not a curated record.
AUGACCUGUCUAUCAUUCUUAUGUGGACGAAAUUCAGCAACAGGCGAUCCGGAGCUUGGGGAUGAGCUCUCAGGACUGCAAAAUGUUAUUCUAUACUCAUACAAGGAGCUGGCAAUUGCAACCAAUGAUUUUAGUCCAGCGAAUAAAAUUGGGGAGGGAGGAUUUGGUUCCGUCUAUAAGGGAAAACUUAAGAAUGGGCAGAUGGCUGCAAUUAAGGUUCUCUCUGCUGAAUCGAGACAAGGAGUGAGAGAGUUCUUGACGGAGAUUCAAGUGAUUUCAGAUAUAGAGCAUGAAAAUCUAGUCAAGCUUUAUGGUUGUUGUGUGGAACGGAAUCAAAGAAUUCUGGUUUACAACUACCUUGAGAAUAACAGUCUAGCAAAGACACUUCUUGGUGGAGGUUACUGCAGCAUCCAUUUUAGCUGGCGAAUGCGAGUUAAAAUUUGCACUGGAGUGGCUAGGGGGCUUGCCUAUCUUCAUGAGGAAGUUAGACCACAUAUAGUCCAUCGAGACAUCAAAGCAAGCAAUAUUCUUCUAGACAAAGAUCUGACCCCAAAAAUUUCAGAUUUUGGUCUUGCCAAGCUCAUCCCAGCAAACAUGACUCAUGUUAGUACACGUGUUGCAGGAACCAUAGGUUAUUUGGCACCAGAAUACGCGAUAAGAGGUCAGUUGACACGGCGUGCAGAUAUUUACAGUUUUGGGGUUCUUCUUAUUGAGAUAGUCAGCGGGAGAUGCAAUACAAAUACACGAUUACCCAUAGAAGAACAGUAUAUUCUUGAAAGGACAUGGCAACUUUAUGAGAGAAAAGAGCUUGUGUUACUGGUAGACACAGCGCUCAAUGGAGAUUUUGAUGCGGAACAGGCUUGCAAGUUCUUGAAGAUCGGUCUGCUGUGCACGCAGGACUCUCCAAAGCUUCGACCCUCCAUGUCAACUGUUGUUCGAAUGCUUACUGGAGAGAAAGAUUUCGAUGAAGAUGAGGCAAUCACGAAACCGGGGUUGAUCUCUGAUUUCAUGGACUUGAAGAUCAAAAGCGAUCCCAAGCCAAAGCCCGACGAUGCUCACCACACAUCAUCAAAUUUCAACUCGGAUACCAUGGGGAACUCAACAUGGACUUCUGCACCUUCUUCUCACGCUACCUUCUCUUUUACUGCCGUUUAUGAUCGCAGCUCGUGAUUAUUUCAAGACAAAUCCGCUCAUUUGAGGGAUUAUUUUUUUAUUUGUUAGAAAGUUUGUUAUAGUUUUCUUGUAGAAUUUGUGGCUCGCUUGGCUUGCUUAGAUCCCCCAACCCCCUCCUUUUCUGCUGGUUUUUGUUUGAAGGUUGUGCUUCUCAUGAGACGAGAUAGCUGUGUAAAUGAUGUUAUCUAUGUAAAAUUGAUUCUAUAAAUCUGGAACUCCUGUAUAGUUUCUCUUUCUUCGACAA